GGUUAAGUUGUCCGAAGUAUGUUCUUUGCUUAAAUUCUCUAUUUCUUGGUGAUUCACAAGGUUAAUUCAAGAAAAUGUCAGUUGAUUUCUUUAUCAUCUUAUUGAAGUUCUUGUUCCGAAUUCAUUUUAUUGUCUUCCAUUUAUGAUUUGUUUGCUCUGCGAGCAAAAAUAUUCGAAUCCUUGUUCGAAGUUCUCCGUUUUUAUUCUGAGAUUACUUUUAUAUUCAGCCGAUAGUUCCCCUUAAACUAAAACCAUGUAUGGUUUUAGUUUAAUGAAACCAUGUAUGGUUUUAGUUUAUUAAAGCAUCAACCACACGUGUUUGAUUUAAACCAAAUUUAAUGGGUAUAGCAGCUUAGUUGAAAUUACGGACUUAAUCUCGCAUCGCUGUAUCAAAAUUUUGACUCUUUAACUACCAGCCACGGCUUUGAUAGUAAAAGAUGUCUAUUUGGUGUUAAAUUUAACUCAAAUAGGAUGCUCAGUUCAAAGUUCCGAACUCACGCCAAACAGAUCUUGUUUUGUUAAUACAGAUGGAUUGGCAUCCCUGUGAGACGAAUGUGGGCAGGGCACGGUCAACUAGUAAACAUUGCCGUGGUACCCACAGCUUGUGAUGAAUUUUCAUAUUAUUUCCACUCUGUAACUAUUUUUCACCGUUACGGUUGCGAUUUGCGAUGGAGCCGUCAGGCUCAUUGCAUUUCCCUGGCGGCCCGAUCAGGACCACGGGUGACGGAAGAGAAAACCCUGACGGAGCAGAAGAUCCGGUCAUCCUGGCCAAAAGACUGAGCUCCAUGUGUGUCGGUAUGAAGCCUCUGCAGCCUCCUCCUGAGGACCUGUCCAAGUUGUCCUUCUUCCCGGUGAAACCCGUCGGCGGAAUCGUCCACCUGAAACCUGCUCGUUUGACCAGAGAACAAAGUGCAAGCAGCUCCUUCAAGAGCAUGCAAGGCAAGGAGCCGAAAUUCGUGCCGUACGAACCCUACAAGUGCGCCGUGCACCCGAUCGUCUGCACACCGUUGAAACGGUCUGAUGGUUGACGAAUUGAGCAAGUGGAAAAUUGAAAUGUGCAACUUUUCUGGCCAACUGAAAGAGAGUCUCAGCUCCGUACUGACUGAAAUGGCCAGUGCAAAAGAAGCGAUGAAAACUACCUGCAAAACCCUCCAGCUUCUGCGGGAGAACUUUGACCCGGCGUCUGGCCUGAAGAUGGGUUCGCCAGGUCGUAAAUCCAGUACCUGUAGCCUGACCGACAUCACCAACACCAACCAGAAGCUGAGCGAGGCCCUCAGCCAUAGACUUCUAGGAUACAUUCCCUGUCAUCCAGCCCAGUGCACCGACUGGCAGGUGCUCCAAAGCUUUUCCAACGCAGAGCUGAUAGCAAUUCAGUUUUUGCAAAUCAGCGGAACUGACAAAUUCAGAAAGGGACCAAAUGAAGCCUGCAGCGCUGUUGUUGGUGCUGCUGCCGCGGCUGGUUGUCAGCUGUUUCCCAACAAGAUCUGCACUCCAACAUCCUGCUGUGGCCAGUGCACUGGCGAAAUUUAUCAGCUGUGAUUUUUCUCCUCUUAUUGUUAAAAAAAUUACAUAUUGAUAUUAGGCAAUACAGAUUUUAUAAAACUGAAUAUUUGUUGCAAUAAAUUAGCAAUGAAAAUAUA
Cloeon dipterum is the source of this 1640-nucleotide messenger RNA. RefSeq lists its product as uncharacterized. The transcript has 5 exons. The coding region runs from base 1021 to 1539 and encodes 172 amino acids. NCBI's taxonomy places the organism in Eukaryota, Metazoa, Arthropoda, Insecta, Ephemeroptera, Baetidae. The record is from RefSeq and is a predicted model, not a curated record.